This is a messenger RNA of Didymella exigua CBS 183.55, 480 nucleotides long. RefSeq lists its product as uncharacterized. The record is from RefSeq and is a predicted model, not a curated record. Lineage: Eukaryota; Fungi; Ascomycota; Dothideomycetes; Pleosporales; Didymellaceae. The transcript has 2 exons. Bases 1 to 480 code for a protein of 159 amino acids.
AUGGCAGUCAUGACAGGGGUCGACGCCAAAGUCUUGAGCGGGGAAACGGAGCUAGGAACCUUGAGCAUCGCGCACAGGAUGAGCUGGGCGGCAAACCGCGUCACCACGCGCAUCGAGGGCGUGGCGUGCAGCAUGCUCGGAAUCUUCGACAUCAACAUGCCGCUCCUAUACGGCAGUCUCUUCGCGUGGAGACCAAGCAAGCACGAAACCCGCUUGGCUGCGAACCGAUCAGAACAACAAGGCAUAUCGGCAUUCGCGAGGUACUCCCGGGACUUUGAGUCGUCGACGCACAUGUUCUCCCAGUCGACGCACACCACCUUCGCACUGACAAACAACGGCGUCAAGGUAUCCGCCCCCGUCCUGCCGUGGCACCCCUUCGCCACAAACCAGCUUGCGACCUGGAAGAUAGCAGGCGGCCUGGCGCCAUGGGAGCAUUUCAAACGGAGCCCGGGCGUGCUGCUAGUCCUGGCGUGCUGCUAG